UGUGCCUUCUUGGUUUCUGAGAGCAUCACAUGUGUUCUAUCUCUGAGCAAAAGCUUUCGUUAAGCGCAUUUCACUCAGUCUGGGAAGCAGGGGAGCUGCCUUCCACACAGAAGAGUUAACAGACCCAGCUUAUGCAGUGGAGAAUGACUUCAGAAGCAGGCGAAAGGAAGACAGAUCCGCGAAAUAACCACCUCCCCCUUAAAGCACCGGAAUGCUCACUUUUUUCCAGAUGCUAGCUGCUGUAGCAUCUCAGUAGUUUGCAGCUGGAGACCCUGAGUAUCAGUUACAUUGCCUGGGCUUUCACUAAGCAUAAAGGGAGAGCAAGGAAGACAGGACGGCAGAGUGCUUCACUUCACGGUGAAAGCUGUGAACUGUGGCAGAGAUUUAUACCUUAUGCAUGUUCCAAAGUUGUUCAAAUGUGCUGAAUGCAGCCUAGGGGACGUGGUGGAAUUUGGAGGAAAACAAAGAUACCACUGCAGACUAACAGAAUGCCUGAUUGCACAUGAGUUAAAUCAUUAGGAAGCAGCUUCUCUGUGUUGUGCGAUUUUCUGGCUGAAUGGAGAAGGGUUUUUUUUCUGCAUUAAAGGGAAACCCUGAAUUGAUAUUUAUUUCGAUGGUGGGUAAAUGUAGUUUGGUUUUAUAAGGAAAUCUCAUAACCAGAGUAAUGCGAGUAGCCAUGAGGAAAGCAACUGGAUUUUACAAUGUUUCUGGUCCCCCUCUAGGAUUUAUAGUUUUUGCCUUCUGGCAUAGUAAAAACUAAGGGCAACUUUGAAGGCUGCUUCAUCAGGUUGCUCAGGCUUGGCUGUCAAAACAUUCUUGUGCACGCAUGUGUGUGAUAGAUUACUAUGGAUUCUCAGCCAGGUCAGUUUUGUUGUACUUGGGAAAGCCGGUGACACAGCUUUGCCCUCCAUGGUUUCUGCCCUACUCAAGAGCCUCCCAUCUUACAUACUGAAGAUUUGCAAAGGAAUGUUUACAAAGAAAUUGGCAAAUACCACAAAGAAGAAAGAGAGCAGUCAAAACAAAAAGGAGCUAAAGCUGACCCCGGCAACCCCAGUACGGAACCCCACUUUCUCUACAGCAAUAAAAAGCACAGUCAAAAAAAUCGCCAAAUGUUCAUCAGCACGCAACUUGUCUGUUGAAGAGGACGAAGGCAAAAACGAAUUUUCACUGUCACCGACAUUUAGUUACCGUGUAGCAAUAGCAAAUGGACUCCAGAAAAAUCUUCUUUUAGUUAACAAUAAUGAAAAUCUUCUUCAAGAGGUCUUAUCAAUUGAGAGCAACUAUUCUGACUCCUUGAGUGAGGUGAAAGUCGGCCAUAGAUUUGAUGAACACAAAUCUCUUACGAUGCCUGUAAGAAGGAACAGAAAAAGUCUCAGCAGUCUGGCACCCUCUGAUGGAAGUUCUGAGGGUGAGCGCACUCUCCACACAUUGCGGCUUGGCGCAUUGCGCAAAUUAAGAAAGUGGAAAAAAAGCCAAGAAUGUGUCUCUUCAGAUUCAGAGGUAAGCAACUGGAAAAAAACUCUAGGUAUCCGCAGCAAGUCCUUGGACAGGGCUGGACGUCAACAACGAACAGCAACCCUCGAACCGGGCUUCAGCUCCACAGGCUGCAUCAGUCAGACCCAUGAUGUGAUGGAAAUGAUUUUCAAGGAACUGCAGGGAAUAAGUCAAAUUGAAACAGAACUCUCUGAGCUACGAGGACAUGUGAAUGCUCUCAAGACCUCCAUUGAUGAAAUAUCCAGCAGCGUAGAAGUUGUCCAAAGCGAGAUUGAGCAAUUGCGAUCCGGCUUCGUACAGUCAAGGCGAGAAACACGUGAUAUACAUGACUACAUCAAACAAAUUAGUCACCAAGGUAACACAGUCAGUCUUAGAUUUAUAAAUGUGCCUGAGGACAAACAUGAAAAAGCUGAAAAUCUCAUUUACCAGAUUUUAAAGGAGAAAAUGGGUUUUGCAGAUGCACACAAGACAAUAAAAAUUGAAUUAGCCCAUCGGCUGGGACAACAGAGGGAAUGUCCUAAUGCUAAACCUCGUCCAAUAAUUGUCUUCUUUGCCAGUCCCCAGGAUAGGGAUUUAGUUUUAAAGAAAUGUUACAAACUGAAAGGCACAGGCAUAUCAGUCUCUACUGACAGCCUUGCUCAUGAAGCUAAAGAGAGAAAAGACAAAGGGAUGACGUCCUCCCAAACUUAUGAAAGCAUGAACAUAAAGGUAUCUAUAAAAGAGAAGACUGAGCUGGAUGACUGGGACUCAAUGGACAGUGAUAAAGAGCUAGAAACUGAUUUAAAUAGGAACAAAUAUGCAAUCAUUUCAAAAGCUUCAUUCAAAACGAAAUCUGACAAGAAAAAAGCAGACUCCCAUGACAGCAGAACCCAUGACAGGUCUGCUGAUGGAAGUAUGUAUUCAAAUGCGGCACAAUACACUGAUGACACUUUUCACUCAUCUGGGUAUGAUGGUGAUGAAAAGCAAACAAAGCCUUAUUACACAGACUUGACCCCCGUAUGGCUUUCCCAGAGUGAUUACUCCACACCCAAACUUAGUCGUUCGGAGUCAGACUUUUCAAAGCUAUGCCAGUCCUAUUCUGAGGAUUUCUCAGAGAGCCAGUACUUUAGCCGGGCCAAUGGAUGCUCUCUUUUGUCAUCUUCCGAUAGGGAACUUUGGCAGAGGAAGCAAGAAGACAUGGCCUCUUCUUGGUAUGCCAGUCCACCCAGCCAAAAUCUGAGUCAGGAAAACCCGCCUUAUGUGGAGCCGAAUGAAGCAGAGAACACAGAAACUGUUGACAGUGGGGUGAGCAAUGGGCUGGUCUGCAUAUCAGGUGACAGAAGCCACUACAGUGACUCCCAGCUCUCUUUGCAAGGUGACCUUUCACCUUGGAAAGACUGGCAUCAUUUAGAACAGGGUGCUGAUUCUGGCCUUGACACUUCAACUCAGCAAAACAUUGUUUCAGAGGUAAAUAGUCCAUACGAUACCAUUGUGAAUACAUUCCCAGAAAAUAUUACAAAAUGCCAAGAGGUUGACCUCCAGUUUGAAGGGGAAGGAGAGAAUUACAUGACCUUAGAGAGUAGUUCUUCAACGUGCCCAGGCUUUGAGAGUGAAACUGCAAGUCAGCUGGAUGCCCAGAGUGACCCAUACCCAGAGUCAAAUACAAAUAAUUUUUAUCAAACCCCAAACAGAUCCACAAUCAUGUACCGUAGUCAGAGUGAGAUAAGGACCGAUGAUUCUGGGGAAGUGCCCAAAUCAUGGCAUAGCAGACUCAGCAUAGACCUUACAGAUAAAACUUUUAGCUUUCCUAAAUUUGGAUCCACUCUUCAGCGAGCCAAGUCUGCAUUAGAAGUAGUUUGGAACAAGAGCACCCAGAGCCUCAGUGCCACAGAGGAUGCAAACAAUUCCACAUUCAUGGGCCGAUUUAGGACUUUGUCCCAAUCAACUGCAAAUGACUCCAGUACAACGAUCAAUUCAGACGUAUAUACGGAGCCUUAUUACUACCGGGCAGAUGAUGCAGAAUAUAAUGAACAGGCAGCUGACAACGAAACAGAUUAUGUCGAAGUCAUGGAACAAGUUCUCGCCAAACUGGAGAACAGGACUAAUGCAAAUGAACCUGAGGAACAAUACCAAAUGUAUGAGGCUUCUCAGGAGGGAAACUAUGUGCUGGAAUACGACUGUAGCUAUGAUGAACAGUAUGAUGUGCAGUAUAGUGAGGAGUAUGAUGAUAAUGAGAUAGCUGGGGACACACCUGAGUUUGAAUCAUUAUAUGAACAAGAAACAGAAGAAAAGGAGGAUGAAAACCAAAAUAUCCCAGAAGACCCUUCUGAAUCUCAACCCAAAAAAAGGAUACGACCCACUUUCAAAGAAGCCGCUUUGAGGGCAUAUCGAAAACAAAUGACCGAACUGGAAGAAAAGCUUCUUGCUGGAGAUAGCAGUUCUGUGGAUGCACAGGCCCGGCUAGCACACGGCAAUGCUUUGGAUGCAUCAAAACUUUAUGGGCUUCAGGCUUCUGGAGGGCCUGGCAGUAUUCUUUAUGGUAUUGACAGUAUGCCAGAUUUACGGCGAAAGAGGACGAUGCCUAUUGUUCGAGACCUGGCUUUGACUUUGGCUGCUCGAAAGGCAGGCAUAUCAUUUGCCCUUGUGACCAGAUCUACCUUAAACAAUGAAGACCUGAAACUGCACGUCUUCAAGAAAACAUUGCAAGCCUUAAUUUAUCCAAUUUCAUCAACCACACCUCACAACUUUGAAGUCUGGACAGCAACAACUCCCACCUACUGCUAUGAAUGUGAGGGCCUACUGUGGGGAAUUGCCAGGCAGGGUAUGCGCUGCACCGAAUGUGGUGUCAAAUGUCACGAAAAAUGCCAGGAUCUCCUAAAUGCUGACUGUUUACAGCGGGCUGCAGAAAAAAGCUCCAAGCAUGGGGCAGAGGACAAAACCCAAAACAUCAUCAUGGCAAUGAAGGAGAGGAUGAAAAUCAGAGAGAGGAACAGACCGGAGGUGUUUGAGCUGAUUCAGGAUAUGUUUCAGAUAUCAAAGGAGGACUUUUCACAGCACUUGAAAACAGCAAAGCAGAGUGUAUUGGAAGGCACAUCAAAAUGGUCGGCCAAAAUCACCAUUACAGUCCUGUGCGCUCAGGGCUUACAGGCCAAGGACAAGACAGGCUCCAGUGAUCCAUAUGUUACUGUGCAAGUUGGCAAGACCAAAAGGAGAACAAAAACCAUCUUUGGUAACCUCAACCCUGUCUGGGAUGAAAAAUUCCACUUUGAAUGCCACAACUCCACAGACAGAAUAAAGGUGCGCGUGUGGGAUGAGGAUGAUGAUAUCAAGUCUCGAGUAAAACAGCACUUCAAAAAGGAAUCUGACGACUUUCUUGGACAAACAAUAAUAGAAGUGAGAACACUAAGCGGGGAAAUGGACGUCUGGUAUAACCUCGAGAAGCGGACUGAUAAAUCUGCGGUAUCUGGUGCUAUUCGACUGAAGAUAAGUGUGGAAAUGAAAGGAGAGGAGAAAGUAGCUCCAUACCAUGGGCAGUAUACGUGCUUGCAUGAGAACUUGUUCCACUACCUGACUGAGGUGAAGAAUGGGGGAGUAGUGAAGAUUCCUGAAGUAAAAGGAGACGAAGCCUGGAAGGUUUACUUUGAUGAUGUUGCUCAAGAGAUCGUUGAUGAAUUUGCAAUGCGCUAUGGAGUGGAAUCCAUCUACCAGGCUAUGACACAUUUCUCUUGCCUGUCUUCCAAGUACAUGUGCCCUGGAGUCCCUGCAGUGAUGAGUACUUUGCUGGCUAAUAUCAAUGCCUAUUAUGCUCACACAACAGCCAGCACCAACGUCUCAGCUUCAGACCGCUUUGCUGCUUCAAAUUUUGGAAGAGAAAAAUUUGUUAAACUCCUUGAUCAAUUACACAAUUCCCUGAGGAUUGAUAUGUCAAAAUACCGGGAUAAUUUCCCAGCCAGCAACUCCGAGAGACUUCUUGACUUAAAAUCAACAGUUGACCUGCUAACCAGUAUCACCUUUUUCAGAAUGAAGGUUCAGGAGUUGCAGAGCCCACCACGAGCAAGCAUGGUUGUGAAAGACUGUGUGAGAGCCUGUCUGGACUCCACGUACAAGUACAUCUUUGACAACUGCCAUGACCUCUACAACCAACUUCUGGAUCAGGCUAAAAAGCAGGACGUCCCACGUGAGGAACAAGGUCCCUCGAUCAAGAAUUUGGAUUUUUGGCCAAAACUCAUUACACUGAUGGUGUCAGUGAUAGAUGAAGACCGGACAGCAUAUACCCCUGUUCUCAACCAGUUCCCUCAGGAACUGAAUAUGGGCAAGGUGAGUGCAGAGAUCAUGUGGAACCUAUUUGCCCAGGAUAUGAAGUAUGCAAUGGAGGAACAUGAAAAGCACCGUUUAUGCAAGAGCACAGAUUACAUGAAUUUGCACUUCAAAGUGAAGUGGUUUCAUAACGAGUAUGUUCGAGACCUGCCUGCUUUCAAGGAUACCGUGCCCGAAUAUUCUCUAUGGUUUGAGCCCUUCGUCAUUCAGUGGUUAGAUGAAAAUGAAGAUGUGUCAAUGGAAUUUCUCCAUGGAGCGUUAGAAAGGGAUAAAAAGGAUGGUUUCCAGCAAACAUCAGAACAUGCUCUUUUCUCCUGCUCUGUGGUGGAUGUGUUCACACAGCUCAACCAGAGCUUUGAGAUCAUCAAAAAACUGGAAUGCCCUAAUCCUCAAGCCUUGGCCCAUUUCAUGCGUCGCUUUGCUAAGACCAUCAACAAAGUGCUUCUGCAAUAUGCUGCAAUUAUAUCUAAGGAUUUUGCCUCUUAUGUGUCGAAGGAGAAACUGCCCUGCAUCCUCAUGAACAACAUUCAACAGCUACGUGUCCAGCUGGAAAAGAUGUUUGAGUCAAUGGGUGGCAAACAGGAGGAAGGGACAGUGUCCUUUUGUAAGCUGGAUCCUGAAGCCAGUGAUCUCCUGAAAGAAUUACAGAUAAAACUCAAUGGCGUUUUGGAUGAGUUAAGCUCAGUUUUUGGUGCAAGUUUCCAGGCUGUUAUUGAAGAUUGUGUCAAACAGAUGAACCAAGAACUGAGUCAGAUGCGAGGAAAUGGCCCUGGAAACAAAAGCAAUGCAGCCAUGGAUGCAGAAACUGUGCUAAGGCCACUCAUGGAUCUGUUGGAUAAAAACCUCACCUUGUUUGCAAAAAUCUGUGAGAAGACAGUACUGAAAAGAGUUUUGAAGGAGUUGUGGAAAAUAGUUUUGAACACAAUAGAAAGACAGAUUGUCUUGCCUCCAUUAGCAGACCAAAGUCAAGGAGCUCAGAUGAUUUUCAAUGCUGCAAAAGAUUUGGGACAGCUAUCAAAACUCAAGGAGCAUGUAAUAAGGGAAGAGGCAAGAAGUCUGACUCCCCGACAGUGUGCAGUCAUGGAGGUGGUGCUUCCUACUAUCAAGCAAUAUUUCCAUGCUGGUGGAAAUGGCCUGAAGAAGACAUUUCUAGAGAAGAGCCCAGACUUGCAGUCUUUGAGAUACGCUCUCAGCCUCUACACACAAACUACUGAUGCCUUGAUCAAGAAGUAUAUAUGCACCCAGAACUCUCAAGGACACUCAUCUAAUGGAUCAGUGGGAGAAGUGUCAGUUAAUGUGGAUCUGAUAACACACCCAGGAACUGGAGAGCACAGGGUCACUGUGAAAAUUGUAGCAGUGAAUGACCUGAACUGGCAGACCAACGCCAUGUUCCGCCCCUUUGUGGAGGUCAGUGCCGUGGGUCCCAAUCUCAGCGACAGAAAACGGAGAUUCGGCACAAAGACAAAAAGCAACACUUGGUCCCCGAAAUACAACGAAACAUUCCAGUUCAUUCUGAGCAAUGAGGACGGGCCAGAGGCCUACGAGUUGCAUCUCUCUGUGAAGGAUUAUUGCUUCGCCAGAGAAGACCGUAUUAUAGGAAUGACAGUUAUCCAAUUAAAAGACUUCGCAGAAAAAGGAAGCUCUGCAUCCUGGUAUCCUUUGGUGAAGAGCAUCAGCAUGGAUGAGACCGGAUUAACCAUUCUGAGAAUACUCUCCCAGAGGACCAACGAUGAAGUGGCCAAAGAGUUUGUACGCCUCAAGUCAGAUUCACGGUCUGCUGAAGAAACUACCUGAAGGGCGUGAUAAACAUCAUCUGACUUGGAGAGAAUGGACAGGAGGGGUUGUUCUGUUUGUUUAGUGCAUGUGUAUAAACAUCUGUUGGAAUGUCGAUUUGGAAUAUGUACAAGUGUUUACCUAUACUUACUAUUAAGUACUAUAUUCUAUGAGUUAUGUUAAAGAAAUAUUAAAUACCUUUUUGUACUAAACUUAGUCUUUUUGAACAGAUAACUGUUCAGAUGAAGUGCCAUACCAGAAAAAAGACAAAAAAUCAAAUGGUGAUCUUGGUAUCUUUUAAAAUUUGCUUGAUUAUUUUGUUUAGAGUGUAAAUCAUUCUCUAUCCUUGUAUUGUUUAAUCGUUCAGUCAUUUCACUUGCACAGUUGUCUUUCAGUCCCAUAUGUUACUGUACAUAUCACCUCUCGUUGGCAUGUUCUGUUUUCGGAUGUUACCUCCUGGUAUCUCACAGUGACCAUUAGCUUGGGUCUUAUUCCACUUCUUUGUACUUUGAGCUGACCUAAACAAAACAUUUUCUAAUAUGGCAAUGACUGCUAUGUUAACCUAUAUAGGUGUUUGUAAUUUUAUAUCUGCUGAAAACAAUGAAGACAGCUCUUCUGUGUUACCAGUUUAAAGAGAAAGGGUGGAAACUAUUUUUGUCACUGGAUUCCAGCCUUUCUGUAUUAUCACUGUGACAAUGAGCUUUGAAGGCAAGCUUACAUAACAUUGCUGACAGUUUGAUAUUGUUGUUUCAUAUAUAGAAAUAUCUUUGUUCCUGAGAAACUGCCAAAGUUAUAUAAACUGUUUGUACAAAAAAGCAAUCCAUGAUCCAUAUGAAACAAAUAUUUGUGCUUUACAACUUUCAAUGCUACAUAACUGAUUGUUGAUGAGCUAGUUCUGAGAAUCUUCUAUUUUUUUUAUUAGUGCGAAGCUGUUAACCACUUUGUACAUGUUGCUUUACAUAUUAGUUAUAUCAGCUUCAGUCAUUUAAUUUCUGUUCCUUGAAAAGAAAGAAUUUAACAUUGGGGUAAUUAUGCAACAUUCCUAUGUAUUGCACUGAUGGCGAACUGUAUGUCAUGUAAAUAUAUUUAGUGAGAAAUUCUAAAAA
Molecule: messenger RNA, 8669 nt
Organism: Lepisosteus oculatus (spotted gar)
Lineage: Eukaryota; Metazoa; Chordata; Actinopteri; Semionotiformes; Lepisosteidae
Source: RefSeq, a predicted model, not a curated record